AUAAACCCAGAGAAGACAAAAUUUGUGGUGGUUGGCUCAGCACAACUUAUUAAGAGGUUACCUCAUAUCUCCUUAUCCCAGUUGGGCAAAACUAUUUCACCAGUGUCAGUUGCUAAGGAUCUCGGGGUAUACAUUGAUCAAUAUCUUACCUACGAUUUACAUGUUACUAAAACAGUCUCUAGCUGCAUGAACCAGUUGGUACAGAUAGGUAGAAUUAAACAUCUUUUGGAUAGGAAAACCCUUUUACUUCUUAUAAAUAGCUUUGUUUUCAGUAAACUUUUUUAUUGUUCCUCAGUAUGGGGGAACACAUCUAAACGUAACCUACACAAACUGCAGUUGGUACAAAAUUUUGCUGCCAGAGUUGUAUUAGGUUUAAAGAAGUUUGACCAUAUCUCCCAGGGACGGAGAUCUCUUAAAGAUGUUACGGAGAAGGUUCUAUUUAAUGACUUACUUUUAGUAUUCAAAUGUGUAAAUGGCUUAGCUCCAGAUUAUUUAGGUAAAUACUUUAUUAAACGUUCAGCAGUUCACAACAAGAACACAAGGGGAUGUAAUGAUUUUGUAGUCCCCCGAUGUAGACUAUCAAUGGGACAAAGAGCAUUUUAUUUUCGGGGUCCAAAGGAAUGGAAUGGGCUACCUGACAAUAUUAGGAACACUAAAGAUAUUGUUAGUUUUAAGAGGAGACUUUUUAAUAGGAUAUUUCAAACGAAAUAA
Messenger RNA from Porites lobata, 711 nucleotides. NCBI's taxonomy places the organism in Eukaryota, Metazoa, Cnidaria, Anthozoa, Scleractinia, Poritidae. The record is from the annotation of a GenBank genome assembly.